AUGUCAGACGAACUGGAAACUGAGCUUCUUAUGGAUGCAAUGCACCGAAGGCGAGUCCUUCAGCAAGAAAACAGAAGUGACCACAGCAGACCUUACCGCUUAAAUAAUGAUGUUGACAAUCUAAUAAAGAUCUGCACAAGAAAGAUCACUAUGGAUGGAAAUCAUCCAAAAGCCUUAUUUAUUCGUGCUUCUAGCUAUAUGAAAAAAGGGCUUUAUGAAGAAACAAUAAAAGACUGCAAUUCUCUUAUCCAGCUUGAACCCCACCAUGUAGGAGCAUUCUACCUAAGGGGUUGCGCAUAUGACAAACUCGGCGAAAUUGAUAAGAGUAUCCUAGAUUUCACAACAGUCCUUGAGCUUGACCCUUGCCACGUUAAUGCAGCUUAUGCAAGAGGAGCUUGCCAAAACCGUAAAGGCAAUUUCGCACAAGCCAUUGAAGACUACUCUAUGGCUUUAGAAAGAGAUCAAGAAGGCAGACGAUCUCCUGGAAAGUCUUAUGUCCGAAAUCUCCAAAGUUCAUUCAGUAACACAACCAACUCCAAUGAAGCUAAAGAUGACCCUUUUUCUUUUGUGCCUCCAAGGUCAAGUACUCCUCAAAAGUUUGAAAAAGAUAAAGAAACCAUAGAUACUAUCCCACCUCCCAGAGUCGCCAAACCAAAUGCAGCUCCUAAACGGGAAACUAGCUCAAAACCACAGCUGAGUCCUAACUUGUCUGAAAAAGCAUUAAAGGAAGCUGAAUGGUUUCACUCACAAGGAUAUGCUGCAAGGCAAAAAGGAGACUUUGAAAAAGCUAUUGGAUUCUAUACAGAGGCCCUAAGGAUCAACCCGAGGCAUUUUAAAGCACUUUUCAAUAGAGCUUUUGCAUAUGAUAAAACUGGGAAUUUUGAGCAGGCAAUCGAAAAUUAUACAGCAGCCAUUGAUUUGGAUCCUCAAAACGCUUUUGCUUAUUAUAACAGAGGAAUUUCAUAUGACAGAAGUGGGAAUUUCCCUAUGGCAGUUGAAGAUUUCUCACGUGCAAUAGAUCUUGAGCCAAAUAAAGCUGAUUUCUUCCAUAACCGAGGUUUCGCAUAUCGAAAAUUAAAAGAAUACGACUUAGCCAUCAAAGACUAUACCCAAGCUUUAAAACUUGACCCAAAACACUUCAAAGCUCUUUAUAACCGAGCUUUUUGUUGGGACAAAAUAGGAAAAAUUGCUGAAGCUGAGCGAGACUAUAUGGAAGCUUUAAGGUUCCAGCCUAAUAACGUUAACACCCUCCAUCAUUUAGGAACUUUGAUGGAAAAAACUGGGAACUUAGAACAAGCCUUAGAGUGCUUUAAUCGAGUCAUUGAAAUUGACCAAAAUUAUGCACCUUCGUAUAAUGGACGAGGACUGGUAUGGGACCGCCUUUUCAAGCAUCAAGAAGCCCUUGAAGACUUCACACAGAGCAUUGAGCUUGACCAACAAAACCCUGUUUAUUGGCACAAUCGUGGCUGCUGCUUAAGAAAUGCUGAAAUAUAUGAAGACGCUUUAGAAGAUUUCAAUAGAGCCCUUUACCUAGACCCAUCUAACCCAAUUAUUUAUGCUAAUAGAGGACUCACAUGGAGGAAACUAGAGAAAUUUGAUAAAGCGGUAGAGGACUACACUAAAGAGUUAGAAUAUGGAGGAGCUUCUGUGAAAGUUUAUAAUAACAGGGCUUAUUGUUAUGCUAAAUUAUCAAAUUAUGAUGAAGCCAUCAAUGAUUAUUCAGCGGUUAUAAAACUGGACCCGACUAAUAUUCAUGCAUUACACAAUAGAGGAAUUUCGUAUGAGCGACUUGGCGAUUAUGAAACAGCCAUUAACUCCCCCCCUCCGUGAGUGAACAAAACCAUUAGAAAAAUCCCUAUUUUUUGCCCAAAAACCCACCCUCCGUGAGUGAACAAAAAUUUUUUUAAUAGAAAAAAUCUUUAUGGAAAAAAAUUUGAUAUAUAAAUGAUAAUUAGUAUAAUGAAAUCUAGAGCUAAUUCUCUUUAAUUUUUAAACGAAUUGCUUUUUAAAACAUAAAUUUUUAUAAAUUAAAUUAAUAUUUGCUUUCAAAUUUUUGCGGAUUAGUUUUUUUUUUAAAUUUCGAAAAAAAAAUUUUUUUAUAAAAUUUAUAUAUAAAUUUUUUUAAAAAAAAAAAAAAUUAACCCCCUAGUGAACAAAAUUUUUUUGUUCACUCACGGAGGGGGGGAGUAAGGAUUUUUCUAAUGUUAUUGAUCUGGAUCCAAGGAAUGCCAAUGCAUAUUUCAAUAGAGGGUGCUGCUAUGAUAGUGUGGGGCAGCUGGAUAAAGCUAUUUCGGAUUAUUCCAUUGCUCUGGAAUUAGAUAUGAUAGGUAAGGAAUAA
Molecule: messenger RNA, 2338 nt
Organism: Blepharisma stoltei
Lineage: Eukaryota; Ciliophora; Heterotrichea; Heterotrichida; Blepharismidae
Source: the annotation of a GenBank genome assembly